Molecule: messenger RNA, 3403 nt
Organism: Marmota monax (woodchuck)
Lineage: Eukaryota; Metazoa; Chordata; Mammalia; Rodentia; Sciuridae
Gene: Pex5
Product: peroxisomal biogenesis factor 5
Exons: 16
Coding region: 245-2167 (640 amino acids)
Biological process (GO): protein import into peroxisome matrix, docking
Cellular component (GO): peroxisomal membrane; cytosol
Molecular function (GO): protein binding
Source: RefSeq, a predicted model, not a curated record
GGACGGCCCCCCGCAGUACUCACCCGACUAAAGGGGUGUGGGGGACCGGGUUUACGGCCAGGCGGCGUUUCCAUUCCCCUGCCCAGCCAGUGUCUCAGUCAAGUCUGGUUGAUGAGGCCGUCCCCCGUAUUCCUCCGGUGUCCAGGCCCCUUUGUCGGGGGCGGCUGUUGGCCUGUCCUGCCCCUGAGAUCGCUGUGGUGAAAGCUGCUGGAGAAGCCUAGGCUGAAGAGAGCUGGCGGUCACCAUGGCAAUGCGGGAGCUGGUGGAGGCUGAAUGCGGGGGUGCCAACCCGCUCAUGAAGCUGGCUGGCCACUUCACCCAGGACAAGGCCCUUCGGCAGGAGGGAUUGAGGCCUGGCCCCUGGCCUCCUGGAACCCCAGCCUCUGAGACGGUCUCCAAGCCUUUAGGAGUAGCCUCUGAAGAUGAGUUGGUGGCUGAAUUCCUGCAGGACCAGAAUGCACCACUUGUUUCCCGAGCCCCCCAGACCUUCAAGAUGGAUGACCUCCUGGCAGAGAUGCAGGAGAUUGAACAGUCAAAUUUCCGCCAGGCUCCCCAGAGAGCCCCUGGUGUGGCAGACUUGGCCUUAUCUGAGAACUGGGCUCAGGAGUUUCUUGCAGCAGGAGAUGCUGUGGAUGUAACUCAGGAUUAUAAUGAGACUGACUGGUCCCAAGAAUUUAUCGCUGAAGUUACAGACCCCUUGUCUGUGUCCCCUGCCCGCUGGGCUGAGGAAUAUCUGGAGCAGUCUGAGGAGAAGUUGUGGCUGGGAGAGCCUGAGGGAACGGCCACCACUGAUCGCUGGUAUGAUGAAUAUCAUCCUGAGGAGGAUCUGCAGCACACAGCUAGUGACUUUGUGGCCAAGGUGGAUGACCCCAAAUUGGCUAAUUCUGAGUUCCUGAAAUUCGUGCGGCAGAUUGGCGAGGGGCAGGUGUCCCUGGAGUCCGUUGCAGGGUCGGGCCGAGCUCAGGCAGAACAGUGGGCAGCAGAGUUUAUUCAGCAGCAGGGUACCUCAGAGGCCUGGGUUGAUCAGUUCACAAGACCAGUAAACACAUCUGCACUUGACAUGGAAUUUGAACGAGCUAAGUCGGCUAUAGAGUCUGAUGUCGAUUUCUGGGACAAGUUGCAGGCAGAGUUGGAGGAGAUGGCAAAACGGGAUGCUGAGGCUCACCCCUGGCUCUCUGACUAUGAUGAUCUUACAUCUGCUUCAUAUGAUAAGGGAUACCAAUUUGAGGAGGAGAAUCCCCUGCGUGAUCACCCUCAGCCUUUUGAAGAAGGACUACGGCGGCUUCAGGAGGGGGACCUGCCAAAUGCUGUGCUGCUUUUUGAGGCUGCUGUGCAGCAGGAUCCUAAGCAUAUGGAAGCUUGGCAGUAUCUGGGUACUACUCAGGCAGAGAACGAGCAAGAACUUUUAGCCAUCAGUGCGUUGCGGAGGUGUCUGGAGCUAAAGCCAGAUAACCGGACAGCACUCAUGGCGCUGGCUGUGAGCUUCACCAAUGAGUCCUUGCAGCGACAGGCCUGUGAAACCCUGCGAGACUGGCUGCGCUACACACCGGCCUAUGCCCAUCUGGUGGCACCUGGUGAAGAAGGGACUGGUGGGGCAGGACUGGGCCCCAGCAAGCGUGUCUUGGGAUCUCUGUUGUCUGACUCCCUGUUUCUUGAAGUAAAAGAGCUCUUCUUGGCAGCUGUACGCCUGGACCCUACCUCCAUCGACCCCGAUGUGCAGUGUGGCUUAGGAGUCCUCUUCAACCUGAGUGGGGAGUAUGACAAGGCCGUGGACUGUUUCACAGCUGCCCUCAGUGUUCGUCCCAAUGACUACUUGCUGUGGAAUAAACUGGGAGCCACCCUGGCCAAUGGAAACCAGAGUGAAGAAGCAGUGGCUGCAUACCGCAGGGCCCUGGAGCUACAGCCUGGCUACAUCCGGUCUCGUUACAACCUGGGCAUAAGCUGCAUUAACCUUGGGGCUCACCGGGAGGCUGUGGAACACUUUCUGGAGGCCUUGAACAUGCAGAGGAAGAGCCGGGGCCCUAGGGGUGAGGGGGGCGCCAUGUCAGAAAACAUCUGGAGCACCCUGCGUUUGGCUCUGUCUAUGUUAGGCCAGAGUGACGCCUACGGGGCGGCUGAUGCCCGGGAUCUAUCUGCCCUCCUAACUAUGUUUGGCCUGCCCCAGUGACAGUGGGAUGGGCUGCCCUGUGAGUGUCUGCUUGGAGGGGUCUCUGCUCUGGAUGUGACUCCCUCUCCCACAGUGGGCCUACCAAGGGGGUGGGCUGAUGACCACAAGCGGUAUGGCCUCUCAGGAGCUGCUUUAGUGUAGGAGUGGACAGUCUUGUUCUCUAGGUCCUACAUAAUUGUAGGGAAAGGAGCUGUUGUCGGAGUCCCUUGGUAAUUCAAGGGCUUUAUGUCCAGCUACAGAUCUCUCUCUGUUCAUCACACCCUUUCUUGGUGCUGCUUUUUCGGUAGGACCCAAGGAUAUAGGGUAACUGUUGUUAUCAACUGCCAUUUCUGAUAGGGUCUACCACAUUGUAAUGUCUGUUCUUUUACUUGGAAUUGGUAAUAGUCCCGCUUGCUUCCUUAGGCAGUUGUGUGUAGGAGGCUCUUCUGCUCUGCAUCUCUAACGGUGGCUCUGUCUGGGAUGGGCUGUGUUGGAAGCCAGCCUGUUUGAUUAAAAUGUCUGUUUAGCGCUGCAGAGCUGAGUUUUGGUAGGGUGCUGAUGGUUUUGUCAUUCUUGGACCUCCCUGGCUGUGAGCUUGGAUUCCUUGUGAGUGCCAUGCUGAUGCAGUAAUGCUAGUACUCUAUGGAACAGGAACAGCUAGGGUCAGAAAGUCUUUGGGUGUGGAGAAGAAGGAAAGCUUAUGUGUGUGGGGGGCUUGGAGGGGACUAUGUAGGAACAGAUUAGGGGCUCUGUCCUGGGGUCUUUGGUGGAAGGAUAGAGGGGUGUGGUGAAUGCAGCAGUUCCUCUUCUUAGAAAGAUUUGUGAGUAGGAGUUGAGCUAACUCUUGUAGAAAGUUGAUUUGGAAAUUGCAGUCUUGCCAAAUUCCUAGUAAAGAGGGGGUUCAGUGUUACCAUAAGCCUUUGCUAUACUUCUUGAAAUGUUUCUAGGGGUGAGUGUUAUAAAAUCCCUUUCCCCCAUAUCACCUCUACAAGAUGAAGAUUGAGGGGAGCUGAGGGAGCAGCUUGGAUGCUUCUCAUCUGUUCCCCUGCUUGGAGAGACGCACUAACCUCCAGAAACGACUGCUAAGCCUCUUGCCUUGUUUUUAGUAGCUAAUGAUCAGAGAGAUUUUUUUUUUAAACUACCAUGGUCCCAAGGUUCCAUCCUGAAAUUUAUUUUUCUUUGUAUGGAUAUGUAUAAAUGAUUUAAAAAACUGUAAAAUAUUUGUAUGAAAAAUAAAUAAAACUAAUGUGAGUAUGA